AUGAUGGCGUUGAUGUCUCUUGCAACUGCCCUUGACCAACUUUCUACCUUCCGUACAAACAACUCUCGGUCGUCUCAGGAGACUUUCAAGCAUGCCUCUGUGAUAAUAAAGUCGUCUCAAAAGAUUGGUGACGAUGGUUGGGCCGUGCUCGAGCAAUUAUUUCUUGCCGCAGUCGACAUCGGUCGUUUAGACGUUGCGGACGAAUGCUUGAAGCAGCUCUCCACGCAAUUCCCGGAUUCGCCACGCGUCGAGGUCUUAACGGGAAUCCGGAUGGAGGCAACAGAAUCCCCCGAUGUAGUUCUUCAAUACUAUAACGGCCUACUGGAAGCAGACUCCGCUAAUGCUGCGGUAUGGAAACGCAAGAUUUCGGUUCUUCGCAGAACUGGGAAAGUAGAAAAGGCUGUGGAGGAGUUAUCUCAACUACUUGACACCAUCUACACGGAUGUCGACGGGUGGCUGGAGUUAGCCGACUUAUACGCUUCAUGCAACCAAUACACCCAAGCUCUCCAGGCUCUCUCGCAUGUGCUUCUGCUGGCCUCUCAAAACCCAUUCUAUUUCCAGCAAUACGCGGAGACGGCCUAUACUGCUGGAGAUCUUCCCCUCGCCCUGAAAUAUCACCUCAUCGUCGUCGACAUGUGCGAGCGCGACCUGGACGAUAUCAAAACCACGCCACCUACUGGUCUCGCUGUUCGAGCGUGGAUGGGUGUCAAAUUGUGUGCUCGUCGAAUAAUUCUUCAUUCGCCACCCUCUGCUUCAGGCACAGCGAUUCCAAAGUCCAUCAACGUGAUCGAACAGCUUGCGACCGAGAGAGUACUAGCAGCCUAUUCGAGCAGCAAACGCGACAAGUCAGCGAUGAACAGGGAGGUGGUGGUCAGCUGGGUCGGUGCCAGGUAA
Messenger RNA from Mycena indigotica, 894 nucleotides. Its product is annotated as TPR-REGION domain-containing protein. The record is from RefSeq and is a predicted model, not a curated record. The transcript has 6 exons. Gene Ontology annotation, biological process: protein folding in endoplasmic reticulum. Gene Ontology annotation, cellular component: EMC complex. Gene Ontology annotation, molecular function: protein binding. Lineage: Eukaryota; Fungi; Basidiomycota; Agaricomycetes; Agaricales; Mycenaceae. The coding region runs from base 1 to 894 and encodes 297 amino acids.